AUGCAGUCUGUUAAUCGUCAGAUUCACGAGCUGCCAAUCGGGGAGCAAUUCUUCCCACAACAGACGCAGCAGCAUCAACACCCCCCUGGAAUAGGUCCACAAAUAUUUUCUCCUCAACUCCUACAGGCUCGCCUACAGCAACAGCAAGGCGGCCUUGUACAAGACGUUCACGGCAUAGAAAAGAACCAAAACUUGCAGAAUGUUUAUUUACUGAAACAAAAGCUUGAAGCGGCCAACGCUGCAUUUGGGCAACAACAAGUUCCGCAGCGUCAAAGCCAGACACAACAAAUGCUCAAUAAUGGCAGCCAAAAUGCAACCUCAGCGGCUCUGGGCAGUCUCGCUGGCCUUCCUCCUGGUGUUGGCAUGGUGCAACAUGGUACAUCUGGAAUGGGUCCUCCCUCAGGUGCUAUCCACCCACAGCUUGCAAUGGGGUCUUUCUCCCUUCCUCCACCUACCUAUUUUGUAGUGCGCGAGGUGUGGAGUAACAACCUCCAUGCCGAAUUCAUGAGCAUAAGAAAGCUCGUAGACCAAUACAACUAUGUUUCAAUCAGCACGGAGUUUGUUGGUACCAUAGCCAGACCUAUGGGUAAUUUUCGGUCGAAAAAUGAUUACCACUACCAAACAAUGAGGGCAAACGUUGACUUGCUCAAUCCGGUGCAAAUAGGAAUCUCUUUGAGCGAUGCAAACGGAAAUAAACCGGAGAAUAAACAUUCCACUUGGCAAUUUAACUUCCAUUUUGAUGUUACAAAGGAGAUGGUGUCCGCAGAAUCAUUAGAACUGCUGAAAAAAUCAGGAAUAAACUUUGAGCGACAUCAAAACUUUGGAGUCUUGGCUUUCGAAUUCGCCCAGCUCUUAAUUGACUCAGGCCUAAUAUCGGAUAAUGUUACUUGGGUAAGUUACCAUGCUGCCUACGACUUCGGGUUUCUUGUUAACAUGCUCAUGAAUAAUUCAAUGCCAAACAACAAGGAGGAUUAUGUAUGGUGGGUUCAACAAUUCGUGCCAAACUUCUAUGAUCUCAACUUAAUCAAUAAGUUUUCUCAACAACACCCCAGUCAGCUGCAACAACAGCAUCAACCUCAAUUCACUCUAGAGACUAUGGCGGAUGAAUUGGGAAUUCCGCGCUUCUCCCUCUUUUCUUCGACAGCAGGUCAAAGUCUACUUGCUCUACUCACCUUUACUACUCUUCUAAAUCUACCUCUUCCUCAACCACAAUUGGGGCCCGACUUAACUCGCUAUAAAAACAUGAUCUACGGGAUAACCAAUGAGUAA
Molecule: messenger RNA, 1269 nt
Organism: Lachancea thermotolerans CBS 6340
Lineage: Eukaryota; Fungi; Ascomycota; Saccharomycetes; Saccharomycetales; Saccharomycetaceae
Gene: POP2
Product: CCR4-NOT core DEDD family RNase subunit POP2
Exons: 1
Coding region: 1-1269 (422 amino acids)
Cellular component (GO): P-body; CCR4-NOT core complex; CCR4-NOT complex
Molecular function (GO): nucleic acid binding; poly(A)-specific ribonuclease activity
Source: RefSeq, a predicted model, not a curated record